AUGGCUGCUAUCCAAGAGAAGAGCCCGGUCGACAUGGCACGUACUGACGAGGAGAAACAUACUGCCACCGAGCAUCAUGAGGUCGCGACUCCGGCCCAGCAGGUACCCAGUCAUGAUUCAGAUCCACCUGACUACUCUGACCAUUUCAACAACACGCCUUGGACAUGGAAAGACCGUGGCGCUGCUCUUUCCUUGUCUGGCCUUUACGUUGGCUCCCAAAUCCCACUAUAUUUCGUCGGCGGCUCCCUGAGCUUCAUCGCCGCAGACAUCGGUGGCGUCGCUGCCUCAGCAUGGCUCCCAGUUGCGUACGCCCUUGCCCUGGCCGCAGUGGCCCCCUUUUCCGGAUAUCUCCAGGAUCUCAUUGGCCGACGAAACAUCACGCUCGUUGGAGGUCUGGUGCUGUUGAUCGGAAUCAUUGUUCUGGCGACGGCAAAGACCUUUGGGCAGGGCGUGGUCGGCAUGGCACUGGCCGGUGCGGGUGCGGCUAUUGGUGAACUGACGGCGCUGGCUGGCACUGCAGAGCUCGUGCCUGUCAAAAGCCGUGGCUACUACCUCGCGCUGGUGACGGGUUUCGUGCUCCCGUUCACGCCGUACCUUCUUUUUGCCCAGCUGCUGAGCACGUACCACACUUGGAGAUGGGGCAUCUGGAUCUGCCUCAUGUGGAAUGGAUUUUGGUGGGUUGGAAUCCUGGUCCUCUACUUCCCGCUCUCUCAGUCCCGAAUCCACGGUGACGGCACCAAAUCAAUCCUGUCAAAGAUUGACUACGUUGGCGGAAUUACCUCUGUUGGCGGUCUCACGUUGUUCCUGGUUGCUAUGCAAGCCGGUGGCUACUCACACCCUUGGAAGAGCGCUUAUGUUCUUUGUACCAUGAUCAUUGGUGUGCUGUUGAUCGGUGCCUUCUGUUUCUGGGAGUGGAGGGUCUCAAAGCUGCCAAUGGUGCCUCGUGAAAUGUUCUCUGGGCAGCGAAUUGUGGCCAUGGCUUAUGGCAUCGCAUUUGUUGCCGGCAUGAACUUCUACGGGAUGCUCAAUUUCUUCCCUAUACUGUUCCACGAUGUCUUUCCUCCAGAUCCGGUGCAGGUUGGGCUCAAAGGGUUAGCCCCAGGACUCUCGACGACAUUCGGCGCUGUCUUCAUCAACGCAUGUCUCACGUGGUUCAGAGGCUGGAACCGAGAGCUUCUCUUGGGCUCUUGCAUCAUCAUGACGGCCUUCUCUGGCUCUUUGGCAUGCAUCACCCCCAACGAUGGCAAGCUCGUCGUCGCCCUCUCGACUAUGACAGGUUUUGGCGUCGGUGGAGUCCUCGUCCCAGCAGCCACCGUCGCCGUCAUGGUCUGCCCGGACACCACCAUCGCCACCUGUAUAGCCCUCUCGCUCGCGAUCCGCACCGUGGGCGGCUCCAUCGGCUAUGCCAUCUACUACAACGUCUUCAUCAAUAAGCUCACACCCAAACUUCCCGCUUAUGUUGGCGAAUACGCCGUCAGAGCUGGCUUGCCGAUUUCCAGCGCUGAGACAUUCGUUGGCGCGUUCCUCACCGCGCCGGAGCAGGUAAGCGAAGUCCCAGGAGUUACGCCGGAGAUCCAACAGGCUGCAGCGAUGGGGGCGCGGUGGGCGUACGCGGAGAGCUUGAAGUUUGUGUGGUACGCCACCAUUCCAUUCGGCAUCUGCGCCAUUGUGGCUUGCUGUUUCCUGCCAAAUACGAAGCAGUACAUGACUUCGCGUGUGGCAGCUAAGCUUCGACAUUGA
Messenger RNA from Cyphellophora europaea CBS 101466, 1740 nucleotides. RefSeq lists its product as uncharacterized. Gene Ontology annotation, molecular function: transmembrane transporter activity. Gene Ontology annotation, biological process: transmembrane transport. The coding region runs from base 1 to 1740 and encodes 579 amino acids. The transcript has 7 exons. Lineage: Eukaryota; Fungi; Ascomycota; Eurotiomycetes; Chaetothyriales; Cyphellophoraceae. The record is from RefSeq and is a predicted model, not a curated record.